Messenger RNA from Manis pentadactyla (Chinese pangolin), 1049 nucleotides. RefSeq names its product neuropeptide W (gene NPW). Gene Ontology annotation, biological process: G protein-coupled receptor signaling pathway; feeding behavior. Lineage: Eukaryota; Metazoa; Chordata; Mammalia; Pholidota; Manidae. The record is from RefSeq and is a predicted model, not a curated record. Gene Ontology annotation, molecular function: G protein-coupled receptor binding.
AUGGUCCGGGAUCCGGCCCCCAACCGGCCGGCACGGCCUGCUCUCGGCGGGCCCGCCCUUUCCUGGGCGACGUCAUCGCCCCGCCCAGCAACCGCCCCGCCCGGCGGAAGUGCGCUCGGCAACUUCGCCCCAGCGAGGUGCAGGCUAGAGCGGCCCCGCCGGCACCGGGCGCUUGACUCACCGCCCCGCCCCCGCAGUCUGGGGUCCUCCUCUCCCUCCAGCCCUGCUCCUACCCUUGGGGCUCAGUGGGUCCCACGGGGGCGAGCAGGGGAGGGGCUGCCGAGCAGCUAUAGCUGGAGCCCCCUGCGGCCCACCACUCGCCUGUCGUCUGCGGAGCCCCGGCUCGCUGAGCUCGCUGCUGGCCUGCCUCGCCCGGCGGCCGUCCCCCAGAGCACGCUGGCGCCGGGCCCCAGGCCGGGGGCCCCUGCAAAGUGGCCCAUGCUGGCAUUACUGCUGAUUUUGCUGCCCCUGCCCGCUGGCGCCUGGUACAAGCACGGGGCGAGUCCCCGCUACCACACCGUGGGCCGCGCCGCGGGCCUGCUCGUGGGGCUGCGCCGCUCGCCCUAUGCGUGGCGCCGCGCGCUGCGCCCCGCUGCUGCCGGGCCCCCUGCCUGGGCCCCCCUAGGCCUGAGCGCGCCCUCCCGGAAGAUGUCUACCAGGGACCUCGUUCCCGGGCCCGCCGCCCGCGAUGCUGUCCUGCUUCCCUGCGAGCUUCAGGAACUGCGGGAGGCGAGACGCAGGAGCUCCAGCGCAGGGCUCCCCGUCAGCGCGCCUCCGAGAGCGCGUCCCGGAGCCCGCGCCCGCCCCGCAGCCGCAGCUGGCAGACCAUUCCUGGACCUCGGAGGGGCAGGCUAGAGCCUUCGGAGAGUCUCCGGCUCAGCCACGGUCUGCGCUGCGAACUGCCUUGGCCUCGCCCCUCGGCCGUCCUGAGCACAGCCCCUGCCUGCCGCACCCCCGUGCCUGAUCCAGGCCAAGUCGCUUCGGCCUCCAGGGCGCGCUGCCCUGGCCAGGCGGGGCCAUCCCGUCAGUAAAACCCGCCUUGUUCUUGC